UUCCUCGCCGUAAACAUAACUAGUCACAACAUCGCGGCACAGAGCGGAACCGACCGCCGACAAUCAGUUAACCAGUUAAUCAGAUUCAACCAGUUGAGAGCGAACCGAAGCUGGGAACAGGAGCAAGUUUCUCUAGACGAGCAAAAGGCCAACGGGGGCAAAGUGAACGUGCGACUUGUUUGGCGGUCUUUUAUUUUUAUUUCUCGCGUUUUUCUUGCUGCCUUUGUUGUUGUUGUUGCUGGCAAGACCAGAAAUUCAUUGUCAACACUGCCCUCGCAUUCCAAGCCAAAAUGCCGCGCAUGCCAAUGAACGCAGUGGCAGCGACGCCGCAGCUGCUGCUGCUGCUGAUGCUGCUGGCGAUGUCGGCGACGCAAUCAUUCGCCCGAUCGGCCAGGACAACUCUUGCCCCGGAUGUGAUUUCAGAAGAAGAGACAACAUAUGCGGGCGCCUUCGAAGCUAACACGGUUACCAUUGCCGUAGACUCGGAUGUCAUACUGACAACUGAGGACGGCAUGCAGGCGUUCACACAACUUUCGGACUACGGGCAUACCACUACGGAGGAGCCAUUGCCGGAUUCUGUGCUGCAGCAGCUGGCACGGGAGCGGGCCGAGCGGGAGCAAAACUCUACGACUAAUGCAACGACAACAGCCGAAGAGCCCAAUUUGGCGGAGAAAUUAAUAUCCAAUAACAAGACAUUAACUAAAUCGGCAAUAACAACACAAAAGACAAAGGUAAGCCCAACAGGAAUCAAAACAACAACAGAAAAUGCAACAGAAGACACAAUAGCGACAGCAAACACUGAGCAGCUUGUUGGCCGCAGCGAAUUAAGCCACAGUGCCAUAGUCCAAAAGAUGAACACUGCACAGAACACAGAUGAUUUGCUUAUGGAAGAAGUGAGGCAGCAGGCCUACAUAGAAAGGGCCUUAUCGCCAGAUCUAGCCCUCUUAUUAACUACAGAAAAGACUGCCAUGCUAGCCGAGGAACCCGCAACAGACGAUGUCGAGGAGAUCACCAGUCUACCGCUAAUGCAAGUGGAUCUCAAUACCAGUGGACCCCUUCCAUUUGAGGCCAUGUCAGCGGGUACUGACUCGAUGCGUCUGGAGCAAACUACAUGGAUGGAAAACCCAGCAGAGCUAAUGGGAUCCACCACAGAGGCAGAUACGCUGAUUUUUAUGACAACGACCCAGCAAGCACCAGACGAUGAUCCACAGCUGGAGACAGUCACUAAGGAGGUUAAAUACCAUAGAAACGAGAAUCUACUCAGUGGUAUGAAUUCGGAUAUUGUUACUCAACAUGUUCAAAUGCAGCCAGAAUUAGAACUAAGCGCCACCGCAGAGCCACAGAUAGAGGUCACUACAGCCACUGUAGCGACGGAGAGCAACACCAUCGCCACUACUGAAUCAGUGCCUGACACUACAAUUGCACCGCCCAAAGAGCAGUCCAUGCUGACAGUCAUUAUCAGAAGCACAACGACGGAAGCACCGGAAACCACAACAGAUUUACCAACCAGCAGCAGCACCAGCAGCCCCUCCACAACCAGCACCACCACAAGCACAACCACCAGUAGCCCCAGCACCCCCACCAGUUCAUCCACCAGCAGCCCCAGCAGCACCACCACAAGCAGCACAACUAGCAGUGCCACCAGCAUCCCGACUACCACUAUCCCGAUCACCAGCAGCACGACCACAAGCAGCACCACUAGCAGCACAACUAGCAGCACCACCAGUAUCCCGACCACCAGCACCCCGACCACCACCAGCACGACCAUAAGCAGCACCUCAACAAGCAGCACCACCAGUAUCCCGACCACCAGCAUCCCGAGCACCACCAGCACGACCAUAAACAGCACCUCAACACUCAGCACCACCAGCACGACCAUAAGCAGCACCUCAACCAGCAGCACCACCAGUAUCCCGACCACCAGCACCCCAACCACCAACGGCACCACCCUGAGCACCCUCACCACCAGCAGCACCACCACAGAAGAAAUUCCGAUUACAACCACCGAGCCGAAAGCUCAGGCAACACGUGCGCCACGCAUCGAACGCAUCUUCAACUCGGAUGGCGUCGAGGUGCUUUAUGGUUACUCAUCGGUGGUGCGCACGAACCGCUCCUAAAGGCGGACCACACGCAAAUUACCAAAAAUUACCUUGUGAAGGUCAACUGCCAUACUAAAUCACAAAAAUAUUUAAAUACAUUUUCGAGCACAACAAAAGUAUCGCGGUGGAUUUUCCAAAUUCUAAACGAGCUAAAUCAUAAAUUAUAUUGUGAUAAACGAAAAGAAAGAGGAUGAAAACAAUACAAAAAAUAUGUUGUGCAAAUUAAUGUGUGGCUAAAGAAACGAUUUUAUAAAUUAUAAAUA
This is a messenger RNA of Drosophila novamexicana, 2362 nucleotides long. Its product is annotated as mucin-5AC. Bases 291 to 2117 code for a protein of 608 amino acids. Lineage: Eukaryota; Metazoa; Arthropoda; Insecta; Diptera; Drosophilidae. The transcript has a single exon. The record is from RefSeq and is a predicted model, not a curated record.